Dermacentor albipictus is the source of this 1897-nucleotide messenger RNA. Its product is annotated as presenilin-1-like. Gene Ontology annotation, molecular function: aspartic endopeptidase activity, intramembrane cleaving. NCBI's taxonomy places the organism in Eukaryota, Metazoa, Arthropoda, Arachnida, Ixodida, Ixodidae. The record is from RefSeq and is a predicted model, not a curated record. Gene Ontology annotation, biological process: calcium ion transport; negative regulation of apoptotic process; amyloid precursor protein catabolic process. Gene Ontology annotation, cellular component: perinuclear region of cytoplasm; neuronal cell body; mitochondrial inner membrane.
GUUGAAUUCGUUGUUCGUCUUGCGGAGCUGAAACGGAUGGAUCCUCGUCGUGUGCUCGGCCUGUUGGGACGGCUGUACGAGGAGAUACUGCGCCAGGCCAUCAGGCUUGUCACAGCCGUGUCCAUCUGCAUGCUGACCGUGAGCGUACUCAUACGGGUUUUGGAGAGCAGCCGCAACGACGACCUGAGGCUGGGCUACGUGCGUUAUCCGGACAAGGACGGGGAAGGAGGAGGCGACGAGGAGCACGUCAUGCUGAUGAGCUCAUUCGCGAACGCCUUCAGCUUCCUCUCGGUCAUCAUGAUCGUCAACUGCACAAUGGUGCUGCUCUACAAGGGUGGCCACUACCGAAUCAUACAGGCUUGGCUUAUGGGUGGCUCGGCCAUCUUGCUUUUCGCCACGGGCUACUACUACGGUGGCCGACUACUGUUCUACUUCAACUUUUCGGUGGACCACUUGACGUGGUCCUUCAUCACCUGGAACGUGGGCAUGGCGGGCAUCGCGGCACUCUACUUCGAGGGGCCGUUUCUGAUGCAGCAAGGAUAUCUGAUAUACACGUCCGUGCUCAUGGCCCUUACCAUUGAGGAGUCCCUUCCAGAGUGGACCUCCUGGACAUUGCUUGUACUGAUCUCCAUCUGGGACGUAUUCGCUGUGCUGUGCGUAGUGGGGCCGCUUCGGAUGCUCCUAGAGACGGCGAAGGAACGCAAUGAACCUCUGUUCCCCGCGCUAAUAUUUUCCACGUCAUCCGCCUGGUCUUACGACCUUGGUGAACGCACAGCGAGCCUGACCGACGUCCGCGCUUUUUCUUCGGCUGUGGCUGUACGUACAGAUCACUGCUCUUGCGAAGCUGAAAAAUUUCGUUCUAUGUUGACUUCUCCCACACCUGUCCAUGCCAUACAAUCAGUGAAUGAACACAGUGUUCAUGAUACCAUGCCCAACUCACCGUCUAGCGCUCAGGCUCGUGAGGAACAUACAUACUCCCUUCCUGUCUCGACUGUGACUUCGGACUCGUUGACUGCGUCGACAAAUCAAGGGUAUCUGUCCUCGUCAGAUGAAAUUCAAGAAACAUCGGUAGUGGUGCGUUCGGUACGCAAACAAAAGCUGGCAAUGUGCAAGGCGUCAGGCGCCACGACAGGCCCUGGCGAAACAGGCAGCACGCCAGGCAAGAAGGAACACGCUGGCGGCUCGUCAUACGAGCGGACUCCCGCUAGGCAAGAUCCAAGAGAGUUCCGGGCCACGUUUUUUUCACGCAACGCUAGGGACUUGCGCGGAACGCAUGGCGCCGACUUCCCCGACGCUCAACGCUAUCAAACGACUCCGCCUUUCAUCCCAGCGGAGAACAUUUCCCCUUGCAGCUGUCGUAACCGACGUGACAGACCCGCGUACACCACCGACGCUGCAAGAGGAUACGCGUACCAGGCACCCGCAGAUGGCCUGCCCGGGGAUCGAGGCAUGAAGAUGGGCCUGGGUGACUUCAUCUUCUACAGUGUCCUCGUGGGCGAAGCUUCGAGGCGUGGCAGUGCUGUCACGGUGGUCGCCUGCUACGUGUCCAUAAUAGUGGGCAUCCUUCUCACGCUCGCCUUACUGGUGGUGUUGCAGAAGCCUCUGCCGGCGCUGCCUCUGUCGAUCAGCCUGGGCAUGUUAGCCUAUUUUUCAAGUGUCUCUCUCGCCGAGCCAUUCCUCGACGCUGUGGGAUCCUUGGCGCUUUAGACAAAAGGAGCUAGCAACGAAUAGUCCUCGCAAGUUGGACAUUCAAAUUUAAAUAGGCCUGCUGAGCUCUAACUGUACUUUCUCUGCGUCUACCAUUAUUUUGCCUCAUAUGCUAACGUCUCCGUGCCCUGGGCUGCUCUUCUGACAGCGCUACACUUUGAAUAAAUAUGCGUCAAUUCUAAGAACCUUA